Lolium rigidum is the source of this 996-nucleotide messenger RNA. Its product is annotated as dof zinc finger protein 3-like. The record is from RefSeq and is a predicted model, not a curated record. NCBI's taxonomy places the organism in Eukaryota, Viridiplantae, Streptophyta, Magnoliopsida, Poales, Poaceae. Bases 1 to 996 code for a protein of 331 amino acids. Gene Ontology annotation, molecular function: DNA binding; DNA-binding transcription factor activity. Gene Ontology annotation, biological process: regulation of DNA-templated transcription. The transcript has a single exon.
AUGGAGGAAGUGAUGUCAUCCAACUCCAAGUCCGUCCAGGCGGCGGUGGCGGCUGGGGAGCGGAAGCCGAGGCCGAGGCCGGAGCAGAGGGUGGAAUGCCCGCGAUGCAAGUCCGGCAACACCAAGUUCUGCUACUACAACAACUACAGCAUGUCCCAGCCCCGCUACUUCUGCAAGGCCUGCCGCCGCUACUGGACCCAGGGCGGCUCCCUCCGCAACGUCCCCGUCGGCGGCGGCUGCCGCAAGUCCAAACGCCCCGCAGCGGCCUCCUCCUCCGACGGCCAGAACAAGCAGCUGGGCGCCGCCUCCUCCUCGUCCUCUGAACCGCCACCCAUGGGCACCGCACCCGCCUGCGCGGCGAUGAUGGACUUCGUCCCCAACGUCCUCCCGACGACGUACAUGUCCGCCGGGUUCGAGCAUCCAGGCAGCCUCUCCCUGGCCACCUUCGUCUCGGCGUCGUCCUCCAACCUGGCGGCACCGGGUUCCGCCGGGACGUCGUCGUUCCUGGACGUGCUGAGAGGGGGAGCAGGAGGGGUUCUCGAUGGCGGCCACCGUCUGAACAGCGGCGGCUACUACUUCGGCGGGCCUGCCGCCGGGUCAGGCAUUGGGAUGCUGAUGACGCCUCCGGCGCCGUCGUUUGGCAUUGCAGGUACGAUGCUGCCCCAUGGCGGGCUCGUUUUUGGUGGGAAUGGAAUCGGUGGCACAGCUGCUGCAGCAUUUCAGGGCGGGGAUGGAGAUGGCAGCAUGAUGGGGCUCCAGUGGCAGCCACCUUUUGGCAAUGCUAAUGGUGGUGGCGGUGUUGGAUCCCAGCAGCAGCUGGGCACCGGCAACAACGAUGCAGCCACGGGCAACAACAACAACAACAACAACGGUGGAGGCGGCGGCGGAGACGAUGACGACGACGAUGACGGGUCAUCUGGGGACUGCUACUGGAGCAACAAUGGAGGCUCAUCAAACCAGUGGCAGAGCCUCAUCAACAGCGGCUCCCUGAUGUAA